AGGGGAUUACAUCACCAUCUUUUCUUAACCAGGGUUCCCCUGUGCUCACUUUCUUGGUCUCCCGAUUCCCGAAGAUGCGAUCGCUAUGAAACUUUAUGUGUUUCUCCAUAUUCUCUCGGUAAGUACACCUCUUUUGCGUUUCAGAUACAUUAUUUUAUCACUUUUUGCUGCAUUGUGAAGUUUUAAAUAGUUUGAGUGCAGAUUGAUAUUACGUGAUUUGUGAUCCUCACAUGGUCCAGUGCAAUCAAACUCAGCUUGCACACCCACUAAUUUAGGAACGCCGAACUCAUUCUCUAACUGUAUUUGUUUUCUGUACCAGUUAUAAUGAACAAUCUUAUCUUUUUUCGUUCAUUUCGGAAGCUUUUGAGAAGCUGUUGGAAUGUGCAUAUCGCAUCAUAAAAUUUAUGCUGAAGGAAGCACGUUCCUUCAAAUGCUCUUUUGACCGCGCUUCGGAUCAUCAGUUAACAUUAAAAACAUGCUCUGGCAUGUCCCAUGCACAAUUUAAGGAGCUGCACGAUCAUUUAUUCGCAAUAUUCUGAAGAAAGAAAGUUGUUCAAUGUUGUAUUACACUAACAGCUGUCAAUUACACUUCUCAUCAAAUCGAGUAGAGUUGUUUUGGCUUGAAGUUUAACAACUCCUGUCGCAAAAAUUCAUAAUCCGCUCUUCACCUUAAUUAAAGAGUCGUAAAUUUAAUUCUUAGCGAUUCAGUUCACCUCGUGGUUAACGAUUUCUGUUGCUUUCUUGUGUGCGAGAUUUGUGGAUUUUUAAGGUGAAAUCGCAUCGUCGGAAAUUGUACAACGAUCUGUCACAGAUGAGUAAUAAUUUUGUUUACAUAUGCGGAAUUUUUCCUUGUAGUUGCUAACAUUAUCAUAAAUUUGAGCGGAAUUUUAAAAAUUUCUCUCCCUAAUAUUCCACACCUGUCGUUGAAGUAGGGGUGCCUCUUUCAUACGCUGUUUCUUCGCAGCAGUUACUUGGGUCAACAGUUACUGAAACUUAAUUCAAAAGUUCUUCCAAAUAGCUUAAAUUAGCCUUCUGUUCUUUUAAUAAACUUGCCUUCCUAAUCAUUAUGCAUAUUUCUUAACCGUUUUCAUGCAUUUUUUUUUUGUGGAAGCUGUAACGGUUCUUAGUUGAAGUGGCAUAAAAAUAUUUAAUUCUGUGGUAAAGAAAUGAAAUGAAAUCAUAAUUUUCCCUCUCAUCCCAACAGCUGGCAUUGUUUGAGACUAUCAAAGGAUGGUUGGAGAAAGUUCUAUUCAAGCAAAUUUUCAUAAUAUUUUGACAACAAAUCACCAAACUAAAUGUCAACAGGAAAUUAAAGUAUCCUGAAACUCCCAGCUUUGUUUUAUUCAGAAAGUUACCCAUAGUAACUAUUGAAUAGACAGAAUAUGAUGCACCUAUACUUAGCAAGCUCUCAGUUGUUUUGAUUUUAAUUAUUUGGUCUGAUGAAGUUUUUCGAGAUUGUUUAACUUCUAGUUAAUAUUAUAAACUCUCUUGCAUGGUUCACAAAACAACUUCUGUUUACAACAAUCUACCACAUAUUCAAACACACAGUGCAAGGCAGAGAGAAUUUCAUUCAAAAAGCUUUUUCUGUGGAUAGUAGGGUCUUAAUGUUUAUUAAAAGUAUGCAAAUCUGUAAUCAUUUGAAGCCCAUAAAACAAGAAAAAUAAAACAUCUCAAAUCUUGGCUUUUACUGAGUAGGCAAGUGACAAGUAUAAGUUUCUUGCUUUACAUAUUCAUAUAACAUAGUCAGUUUGACUCAUGGUAAAAGUGAAGUAAAGUUCAUUAUAAUGUCAAAUCUUUUGCAGUUUGCUGGAGAAUUGGCCCUUGGAUCUAAGUGCCCACCAGACCAAUUCUGGGAUGGCAGUAUAUUUAUGUGUCGGGAUUGCACCAAAUGCAGUGAGGGUGAAAAACUGAUCUCUCCUUGCCAAGAGGUUAAAGAUGCUUCUUGUGAGAAGUGUCUAGAGGUAUGGUAGACUGCUGUUCCUAACCUGGGGCCUGUUUCUCAAAACCCUUGGUAGUCACUAGUCCUGAAGAGCUCAAUUUUGAUUUUUGUGUGUUUUUGUUAAAGAUGGAGAAAUUAAUGGUUUUGACAUUCAAGCAAUGGAAAUAUCAGAAAGUGUGAUAAAAUAGACUGGUUUUGAGCUAUGACCCACAAUACUAUCCCUUACAUUUAGCAGCCAGUUUCCCUGCAGUUCAGUGUGGUUUAUAAGGCCUGUUAUAGCUGUCUGUUUAGCCAGCAAACAGGCUCUUAUGCUUGGCUUUUGCCUUACUUUCCCUCUUGUAGGUACAGCAGCUGAUUCACUUAAGGAAAAGGUUAUUUAGACCCCUGGAUUUCGAUUUUGAAACAUGUUUUUGAGCCAGUUAACCCUUUCACUCCCAAGAUCUCACUAGUAAUUCUCCUCACUGUCAGCUGUACAAUUUGUAUGAUGUUACCUGAGAAUUUGGUUUUGGAUCAAUUAACAAUCUUUUAAUUGAUACUUUUCUUUAUUCUCAUUCUUGCCUGCUUGACAUUGUAUUUAUAGUGUAAGGAGAAAUUAUGGCUAGGUCACUCAUGAGAGUUUAAGGGUGAAGUUGGGGGAAAUUUUGAGAAACAGGUUCCUUCCUUCCUUCCUCAAAUUUCUUUUUUUUUAGGCUUGAGAAUUUGGUAUUAGGUCACAAUCUUGAUUUUAAAUCUAAUUGUUUUGUUUUUCAUAAUUUCUGCCUUCUACGAAAUGAGGGGAUGCUCAGGAAAAACGCACCAAUUAGUUCUGAUUAACUGUUACAUUCCCCUUCCAAAAUUUUUUGUAUUGCUUUGUCAAACACAAGAAGAAUUUGUUUUUGCAUCAUUCAAAUAUGUUUAAGGGUGUUAUGAUGUACACACCACUUCAAUUGUCAGUGCUGCUUGGGGAGAGGUACUGCGCUAUUCAUCUCUGAGAAUAAUCAAGUUUUGAGCCCAACUUUUUCUCAAAUUUUAAUAGUAUUCCCUUCAUACUUCUAACCAGCCCUGUCUGUCUUUGCCAACAUUUCUCCCUGUAGAAUUUUCUGUUAGGGUUAAUCCUUUCUUCUGUAACAUCUGUUUCAAAUUUCAAUUUAGAUCUGAAAAUAUGGGGCUGAAACAAAAAGUGCCUCUCAUUUGGUAGUCUUCUUUCUUUUCAUCAUUGUUCUGCGUAAAACUGUGUCAGAAAUUCCCUUCUCUUCACUCUGGCAGGUGAAAGGGUUAACAUUUCUUCAGGUAAUAUCUCUUCUUUCCACUGAUGAGUUCAUCUCAGAUGAAUUAAUAUAUUUUAUUUCAGGGGACUUAUUUGGAUGCUGUAAACAAAUCACUAUGUGUUCAGUGCAGUUAUUGUGGAGGAGGAGAAGUGGUAUUAAGUAAGUGUACAUCUGGGAAUGACACUCAGUGUGGAAAGAUUCCUGUUUGUCCUCUUCCUUCAGAAAGAUCUCAGGCAUCCACUCAACAACCAUCCAUCCCAACAAUGUCGAGUUCUUCUCACAGAACAUUUACAUCACAGAAAGGUAUCAUAAAUGUUUUUAUUUGUCUCUCGGCUAGUAAGUGCAUUAAGUUUUGUAAAUUUAGCUGGCCAUAUUUCACUGUACCACUGGCUGAAUACAAAAAUUUGUGUGAAUUGAAAUAUUUCCCCAAUAUUGGAAUGCAGAGAUGCAAUGAAUAUCUUGCUAACCUUGUUUUUUCAGUCCCUACUGUAAGUAUGGACUCUAUCAUUCUGAUUCAUGGUCUUUGUGCUUGGCCAGAAUCUGAGUGGGAAAAAGAAGGUCUGUAACUUACAGUAUGGACCUCAAACUUGGUUAGUAUUAGAGAUACACUGCUAUGAAAAACUUUGAGAGGGAUAUUUCUUAAUAUUUAUUAAUUGUUAUAAUUAUAUUACUAUGUUGUAAUCAUUGGCCAAGAAGGAGAAUAUUCUAGUAGUUAAAUAUCAAUUAGAAAUAAAUUGAGAUGCUCCACUCCUGCAGAGUAUUUCCUUAUUGUCUGAUCUUUCAGCACCUGGCUUGUGGAAGUGAUAAUUAUUUGAUAAAAUCUUUUUUUUCCUGGUUUUUUUUUUUUUUCACAGUUGAUGAGGAAAGUAAGGUACCAGAAUGCAAAGAAACUAGAAGCCAGCUAAAUCAUCCAGCUUUGUUGGUCACUUUAGGUCUGCUUCUUUUAGUGUCAUUGAUCUGCAAUUGUGUUUUGUUCAAAGAAAAGAUUGGAAAGUGUAGGGGUAAAGAUACACCAGUACCAGACAGAACUGAAGGCAGAACAGCUCCAAAAGGUUUGUCAAUUAAUCAAGAAACAUAUGAUGCCUAAGAAUGUAUUUUGAGAAAGGCAAAGAUCCUACUGGUGAUGCAACAAGCUUUGAACUGCACACCAAUUUUGUCUAUUCUCUAGUGACAGUUUGUACUAUGUAUUGUUACAGAAAAGUGGAUGCUCAUCUUUUAAAAAAGUGCAAUGACUUAAGUUGUAGCUCACUACAUUUUGUAUUUCGUCUAAUUUUUUAGUUAAGACAUAUUCUAACUCAGUGUAGGUGGGCUUGUGCAAAGUAGUAUUAUUUCAUUAUAUUGCUUUCAUCUUGCAGAGACUGUAACUAAGAUGUCAGGAACAGCUGUUAUUGAAGGUACAUGUGUGUAUGUAAAUGUAUAGGGAUGUUGAGAAUUUAAAAAUGUAGGGUGGUUUUAAUUAACCCUGUAACUCCCAAGAUCUCAUUAGUAACACUCCUCACUGUCUGCCAUACAGUUCUUGGAGAAUUUGGUACUGGAUUUACUUAUAUUCCCCUAACUGAUAUUUUUCUUUAUUCUCAUCACUUGUCUGCUUGAUAUUGUGUAAUUAUUGUAAGGAGAAAUUCUGUCUUGGUCACUUGUGGGAGUUAAAGGGUUAAGAUCACUUCUCUCUCCUCUCCUUCCUCUCCUUCCUCUCCCUCAAUACUUUCAAUACUUCUUUAGAGUGAUAUGAUUAUGAAAGCGUUCAGAUUGUUUUGGCAUCUGGGGGUCUAAGGCGUUGUUUCUGGGCAAUUUUGAUUUUCUGUUUUAAAAUUUGCAUUAUUGGGAAAAUUUGGCAUUACAUUUUGAACACAUUUAAACCCUCUAACACCCAGAAGUGAUUAAGAUGAAAUUUUCCCUGUAAUAUCCAUACAUUAUCCAGUAAACAGGUAAUGUUAGAAGUUACCUUCAUUUAACACCAAAUUUUCAUAACUCAUUUUACUAGGAAUUGUGUGACAGCUAGUGGGGAGAAUAAAUGAUCAGAUCUGUGAGCUAUUUGUGAUGCAUCCUUUCUUUUUUCUGUGUCUAAAACUGUUUCUUUUCUCUUAUCAGAGAAUAACAUUAAAUUCAGCACCAUACCAGCUAACAUCACUGAAGAAUUAGCACAGUACCUCAAUAUAGACAGUGGAAACAACUAUAUUUAUUUGGCUGGAAAAAUGAAAUAUGACUCUACCUUCACGAAUAAUCUGAAGCUGUUACCAAGAGAAGCCACCCAAGAGCUUCUUAAAGAUUGGCAAAUGCGAGAUGAUGCUACAGUUUACAAACUGUACUGUUAUUUAGAGGAACUGGAAAGGCAUGACUGCAUGGCUAUCCUUCGGCCUCUCCUCACCAGCCAGGGAAGCGACGUUGCUAUGGUUUGAGCUAGUGUUGCCUUCUCCCCUACUCUUAGUUUUGAGAUGAAGGCACCAGUUGCUGGACCUCUACAGGUGGGGAACAGCAGCACUUGCUCAAAUGAUUUUUUGUUUUUUAGAUUUAUUUGUAGCAAGGAAUCACCGGUAGAGCACUAGUUGAUGGAGCGAUUUUACACUAAAACCAAGCUAGUUCCAACAACCAAUCAGACAUAAAGCAGAUUGAAGAAACUAGAAAUGUCCUUAAGCUUGCAACAAGAGGAGUGUCCAUAUCACAACUAGCUGUAGUUUUACAUCUGAUUGGUUGUGAGAGUGAAGCAAAUUUUAGAUUACAAUCAAACAUUACUCUCAUUCACUUGAUAAUUGGCCUGGAAAUGUCAUGAGCAUGUUUUUUUGCUAUUAGUGGCAUUUGCAAUCACUGCAUAAUUAGAUUGAUAUAUGCAAUGCUUGCCUUGGAAAGGGAAUAGCAUAUUUUUUUAUGUUUGGUAACUGUUUGUUAUGCUUUUUAUAAGCUUAAAAUUUAUUUUCUAAGAAGCAAUAAUUAAUUUCAUUGUCCUUUAAGAGUUCUUUACUUUUUAUUUUCUUACGAGCGUUUUUUAUAAACAGAGUGUUUUGGCUUUUCAUGAAAAGUUUUGCUUCCUACCUUUUUUAAAAAGGGAAAUUGUUAAAAAAAAGGUUGUUUCACAAGAUUUUUGUUUUGUAUGGAUGUAUUUUUGUAUGCAAAAAACAUAUAUUGUCGCAUGCUGUCGCGUAUGCUAACACCGUUUUUAAAGAGGCAAACCCAAAUUUUAAACAAUAAGUAUUAUUGAAUUAAAAAAAGUACAUGCUUAUGCAUAGUUUACUGCUUUAAAUAUUUUUAAUCUGGAUGAUUUUGCAAAUUGUUCAUUCAAUAGGUAAUUCUGCACACUACUUUGUUGAGAAUGAGAGUAUAUUUUUGAAACUUGAAUAUUCCAGUUCAUGGCCAAAGUGGCCUAGUUUGUAAUUAGAUUGAUGCUGAUUUUCUCCUGAUUUUUUUCCCUGAUUUUCUUAGACAGUGCAACGAUGAUUUGCAUCGCUUAGGUGAAAUGAAGUGUACAUUCAAAUGAAUGAAUGAAGAAUUAUUAAUUAGAUUUAUGAGGCUAUUUGUAUAUUACUUUCAUCAUCAUCAUCAUUAGUAUUACUGUGGUCACAGUUGCUUUCUCAUCAUUAUCAUCAUCAUCAUCAUUGCUGUCAUCAGUAUCAAUUAAUGUUAC
This is a messenger RNA of Pocillopora meandrina, 6802 nucleotides long. Lineage: Eukaryota; Metazoa; Cnidaria; Anthozoa; Scleractinia; Pocilloporidae. The record is from the annotation of a GenBank genome assembly.